Capronia coronata CBS 617.96 is the source of this 3999-nucleotide messenger RNA. RefSeq lists its product as uncharacterized. Lineage: Eukaryota; Fungi; Ascomycota; Eurotiomycetes; Chaetothyriales; Herpotrichiellaceae. Gene Ontology annotation, molecular function: phosphorelay sensor kinase activity. Gene Ontology annotation, cellular component: membrane. Bases 1 to 3999 code for a protein of 1332 amino acids. The transcript is spliced from 2 exons. The record is from RefSeq and is a predicted model, not a curated record. Gene Ontology annotation, biological process: cellular hyperosmotic response; phosphorelay signal transduction system; phosphorylation.
AUGUCUCGGCCGGACGAGACACUGGCAGCCGCCGCCGCACUUCUACGUGGACUGGCUAAAGACUCGACCGCGAAUUCCACCUAUGCCAAUGGCUUGAAGCUUCCACCGUACACGCUUCCAGGGGAGGACAGUGCGUCGAAAACCGAACUGGAAGCCGAGAUAGCUGCUUUGGCACGGCGGAUACAUUAUCUCGAAGCGAGAGCUGAUGUCGUUAGUCGCUCGCUACCGGACACCCCUGGCGAAUUCCAGAGUCCUGCCUCGCCCUUAUCUCGCCCGAGCGAGCCUCGAAAUGCAGCGGUGGAACAAUACCAUGAUCAGACUGCGCCCGCUCCUGAACGGACGAACCAGUCAAGGCGUGUCAACAGUCUUCUUGCGGCCCGAGAGUCUCUCGGUCCUUCAGGACCUGGCCGUACUGUGAGCGAGGACGAUAUAGGCAUACUUCGAGAGCAUGUCGAGAAACAGGCGGAACAAAUCAAGAGCCAACGUGAAACAAUUGCAGAGAUUAGCCGUGGUCUGCGAAAUUCUGAAGAACAGGCCAAACAAGCAUUCAUCCGGGUGGAAAAUGAGGAUGUUUCUAUCUUAGAGAGGGAGCUUCGAAAACACCAACAAGCCAACGAAGCUUUCCAGAAGGCAUUACGUGAGAUUGGUGGAAUCAUCACCCAGGUUGCUAACGGCGACUUGUCCAAACGUGUCCAGAUUCAAGCCACCGAAAUGGACGACGAGAUUGCUGCCUUCAAGGUCACCAUCAACACCAUGAUGGACCAGCUCGAGAUCUUCGGAAGUGAAGUCACCCGGGUAGCACGUGAGGUCGGCACUGAAGGUAUUUUGGGUGGUCAGGCUCAAAUUAGUGGCGUACAUGGAAUUUGGAAAGAGCUGACUGAUAACGUGAAUAUCAUGGCGGCCAAUCUCACAAGUCAGGUCAGAGAAAUCGCCACUGUCACCAAAGCUGUGGCUCGAGGUGAUUUAAGUCAGAAAGUGCAGAGUCGGGCAAAAGGAGAAAUAUUCGAACUACAGCACACAAUCAAUACCAUGGUGGACCAGCUACGGACAUUCGCCACGGAAGUUACACGUGUCGCUCGAGAUGUCGGCACCGAGGGUGUCCUGGGUGGACAGGCUCAAAUUGAUGGGGUUCAGGGCACCUGGAACGAAUUAACCAAGAGCGUGAAUGCCAUGGCAGACAACUUGACCACCCAAGUGCGAGACAUCGCCAUGGUCACCACCGCUGUCGCCAAAGGUGACCUUACUAGGAAGGUGACAGCCAGUUGUAAGGGUGAAAUUCUCCUGCUAAAGAGCACCAUCAACAACAUGGUCGAUCAACUGCAACAAUUUGCGCAGGAAGUCACCAUCUUGGCCAAAGAAGUUGGGACAGACGGUGUUUUGGGUGGCCAGGCAACGGUUCAUGAUGUCGAAGGCACGUGGAAAGCUCUGACGGAAAAUGUGAACGGUAUGGCGAUGAAUUUGACGACUCAGGUCCGCGAGAUCGCCGCCGUCACAACCGCGGUCGCCAAUGGAGAUCUCUCGAAAAAAGUCACUGCCGACGUACAGGGCGAGAUUCUUGACCUCAAAAUCACCAUCAAUUCAAUGGUUGACAGGUUGAAUACUUUCGCUUUCGAGGUCAGCAAAGUCGCAAGAGAGGUGGGCACAGAUGGCACUCUUGGUGGACAGGCCAAAGUGGACAAUGUACAGGGCAAAUGGCGAGAUCUCACCGACAAUGUCAACACCAUGGCUUCAAACCUGACUGACCAGGUCCGGAGCAUUUCCAACGUGACACAGGCUAUUGCAGCAGGGCAUUUGGACAAGAAGAUCGAGGUCCAGGCCCAGGGCGAGAUCCUGACAUUGAAAGUCACAAUCAACAACAUGGUAGACCGAUUGGCCACUUUCGCCCAUGAAGUGAGGAGAGUCGCCCGCGAUGUGGGCGUCAACGGCAAGAUGGGUGGCCAAGCCAAUGUGCACGAUGUCAGUGGUCGGUGGAAAGAAAUCACCGAGGACGUCAAUACUAUGGCCGAGAAUCUUACUGCUCAAGUUCGUGCCUUUGGAGAGAUCACGGAUGCAGCAACUGAAGGCGAUUUCUCCAAGUUGAUCAGUGUCAACGCAUCUGGGGAGAUGGACGAGCUGAAACGCAAAAUCAAUCAGAUGAUUUCUAACCUGAGAGAUAGCAUCCAAAGAAACACCGCCGCUCGAGAGGCUGCCGAAUUGGCAAACCGGACAAAGUCCGAGUUUUUGGCAAAUAUGUCCCAUGAGAUCAGGACUCCAAUGAAUGGGAUCAUUGGCAUGACUCAACUCACCCUUGACACAGACGACCUCAAGCCCCACUCGCGAGAAAUGCUCAACACGGUGCACAACUUGGCUAACAGUCUGCUCACUAUCAUUGACGACAUUCUGGACAUUUCCAAGAUCGAGGCGAAUCGCAUGGCAAUUGAAGCUAUUCCCUACACCAUCAGAGGAACGGUCUUCAACGCACUGAAGUCUCUGGCGGUCAAGGCGAACGAGAAAUCCCUUUGUCUGGCCUUUGACGUGGAUAAUUCGGUCCCCGAUUACGUCGUCGGAGAUCCCUUCCGGCUUCGACAGAUCAUUCUCAAUCUCGUCGGCAAUGCCAUCAAGUUCACUGAUCAGGGCGAAGUUAAGGUCACGAUCAAGAAAUCCAAAGAUUUGAUUUCGAACUGCGCCAUUGACGAGUUUCCCUUCGAGUUUGUGGUUUCUGAUACUGGCAUUGGUAUCCAGUCCGACAAACUCGACCUCAUUUUCGACACCUUCCAGCAAGCCGAUGGCUCGACUACCCGGAAGUUCGGAGGCACCGGUCUGGGACUUUCGAUCUCCAAGCGUCUGGUAAACCUCAUGGGUGGCCAGGUAUGGGUCACCUCCGAUUUUGGUCAUGGCAGUGAAUUCCACUUCUCCUGCAUUGUAAAAUUUGCCACCGAGGAUAUCAGUGUCAUCAGCUCUCAGCUGUAUCCCUUCCGCAAGCAGAAGGUUCUUGUUGUGGACAAAGGGAUUUCGCCUUUCUUCGAGCGCGUUCCCGGGAUGAUUGAGGAGCUUGGUCUACAGGUUCGUGUGGUUGACAACGAGAUAGACAUCCCUGAUGCUGUCUACGACGGCAGGGGUGUCAAGCCGACAGAUGGUGGAUACGAUGUGAUUGUCAUCGACCAGCUUGAUACAGCGCAUAAACUACGGGAGAUCGACAAGUUCAAGUACAUCCCAAUUGUUCUCCUGAACGCGACCGUGUCGAUUAAUUUGAAGACGGUCCUUGACUUGGGCAUCGCUUCAUAUAUGACGACGCCAUGUCAGCUCAUCGACCUGGGCAACUGCAUGAUUCCGGCUCUCGAAGGCCGGUCCACCCCGAUCAUCAAGGACUACAAAAAAUCGUUGAACGUAUUGCUGGCAGAAGACAACGAGGUCAAUCAAAAGGUGGCAAUCAAGAUUUUGGAGAAAUACAAUCAUGUCGUCACGGUCGUUGGCAACGGUCUAGAAGCCGUCAAUGCCAUCAAGGCGGAUCGCUUCGACGUGGUGCUGAUGGACGUGCAGAUGCCGGUGAUGGGUGGCUUCGAAGCGACACGAGAGAUCCGGCAGUACGAAAAGGAAAUGGGACUCCCCAGGACACCGAUUGUCGCGCUCACGGCUCACGCCAUGUUGGGUGACCGUGAAAAAUGCAUUCAAGCCCAAAUGGAUGAAUACCUCUCUAAACCGCUCAAACAGAACCUGCUCAUGCAGACGAUUCUGCGUGUUGCAUCCGAUGGCGUGACGGCCAUGUUUAAUAAACAUGCUCGGACCAAGUCGAAAGCCUCAGGAAACGGCGGCCGGGAGAGGAGGCAGCAGGAGACAUCGCCGGGCCAGGACGAGGUAUCUUCGAUGUCGUCCCUGAGACCUCCUUUUGGGGAGAGAUCGAUCACGACAUCGGGCCCCGUGACCUCUGGUAGCGCGGAGAGCCCGCCGGUAGUCAAAGACGGGGAUCCAGACCCAAUGUCGGCUGUCAGCACUGUACGUUCGAUGUCCUGGACUGGGUAG